CCUUUAACCUUUUGAAAUCUCAACGUGCCUGCCACCUAGCAGCUUUUUAUGAGCUAUAUAUGAGACUAUUCGUUGGCCACGAACUCCCAAUUCCAUUUUCUUUUGCGCAAGAAAAUACAUGGUACCGAUUGGCGGUGCUGAGUGCAGAGACCCGAAAAUGGCCGAAGAGCUUCAGAAUUCAAGCAACAGCAUUAGGGUCUGCGGCAUGCACUUCGCCUACGAAGGUCAGCCUCCUCUUUUUGCAGACUUCUACCUUAGCAUAAGCCCCGGCUCUCGAUGCCUUCUCGUUGGCGCGAACGGAUCUGGGAAGACCACUCUGUUGAAGAUUUUGGCUGGGAAGCAUAUGGUUGGUGGCAGAGAUGUUGUGCGGGUGCUGAAUUGUUCUGCUUUCCAUGACACACAACUGAUUUGCACUGGUGACUUAUCCUAUUUAGGAGGAUCUUGGAGUAAAACUGUUGGAUCUGCUGGAGAAAUUCCGCUGCAGGGAGAUUUCUCUGCUGAACAUAUGAUAUUUGGAGUUGAAGGGGCUGACCCUCUUAGAAGGGAGAAGUUGAUUGAACUUCUUGAUAUCGAUCUGCAGUGGCGAAUGCACAAGGUAUCUGAUGGGCAGCGUCGUCGAGUCCAGAUCUGCAUGGGUCUUCUUCAUCCUUUUAAGGUUCUUCUACUUGAUGAGGUUACUGUUGACCUGGAUGUCGUUGCCAGGCUGGAUUUACUGGAAUUCUUUAAGGAAGAAUGUGAACAGAGAGGAGCUACAAUUGUAUAUGCAACCCAUAUAUUUGAUGGGUUGGAGACAUGGGCAACCGACCUAGCUUACAUGCAAGAUGGCGAGUUGAGGAGGACUGAGAAGCUGUCUGAGCUUGUUGAAUUGAAGAAAUCGACCAACCUGCUUUCAGUGGUCGAGUCCUGGCUUCGUUCUGAGACUAAACUUGAUAAAAAGAAACCCGUCAAUGCCCCGACCCAACUCCAAAAGACCUCUCCAUUUGAUACUUCUCCCUUUAGGUCAUCAAGACACAUGGCAUACUACCGCUGACCUUUCUCAAAAUGGCUGUUGACGGUAAAAUCUGAAGUUGAAAGUAUACAAGAAAAUAGAAGAUCGAAGGGCUUUCAAGUCUCAACAUAUAAAUUUUCAGUGAUAUUGGCUUAAGUAGUUUAGGUGUUUAAAUGACCUGGUGAUUGCGGCUGGGCCUCAUUUGAGUGUUGAGGGAGUAGGGUGGGUUGGGGUAGGUUAAGGUUCGAGUCUAUUGAUGUGCUGCAUUGCACCAAAAGAAGAAUGAUGAAGUAUCUUAUUCUUUUUGUUUAUGGUUGCUUCUUCUAAAAAUAGGUGUAGCAAUUAUAUCCAGCUAUAUAUUGUGUGUACUUGGUGAUAUUUCCAAAGCCAAACUGAUAUGCCUUUGGCAAACAUUGCUAUAAUACUAAUGUUAUUUUUCACAAUA
This is a messenger RNA of Malania oleifera, 1433 nucleotides long. Its product is annotated as ABC transporter I family member 19. Gene Ontology annotation, molecular function: ATP binding; ATP hydrolysis activity. NCBI's taxonomy places the organism in Eukaryota, Viridiplantae, Streptophyta, Magnoliopsida, Santalales, Ximeniaceae. The record is from RefSeq and is a predicted model, not a curated record. The transcript is spliced from 6 exons. The coding region runs from base 119 to 1030 and encodes 303 amino acids.